Carassius auratus (goldfish) is the source of this 2418-nucleotide messenger RNA. RefSeq names its product homeobox protein otx5-A-like. Gene Ontology annotation, cellular component: nucleus. The record is from RefSeq and is a predicted model, not a curated record. Lineage: Eukaryota; Metazoa; Chordata; Actinopteri; Cypriniformes; Cyprinidae. Bases 47 to 895 code for a protein of 282 amino acids. Gene Ontology annotation, biological process: multicellular organism development; regulation of transcription by RNA polymerase II. Gene Ontology annotation, molecular function: RNA polymerase II cis-regulatory region sequence-specific DNA binding; DNA-binding transcription factor activity, RNA polymerase II-specific. The transcript has 3 exons.
ACCGAGCUCUCAGAGAGAGAGAGAGAGAGAGAGAGAGUUUAUAGACAUGAUGUCCUACAUGAAGCAGCCUCAUUACUCAGUGAACGGCUUGACUCUGUCCGGUUCCGGGAUGGACCUCCUGCACUACCCCAACACUGCGCGGAAGCAGCGGCGCGAGAGAACCACGUUCACGCGCGCGCAGCUCGACAUCCUCGAGACACUGUUCGCCAAGACGCGGUACCCGGAUAUCUUCAUGAGAGAGGAAGUGGCUCUCAAGAUCAACCUGCCCGAGUCCAGAGUCCAGGUGUGGUUUAAGAACCGUCGCGCGAAAUGCCGUCAACAGCAGCAGCAACAGACCAGCGGUCAGACCAAACCCAGACCACCGAAGAAGAAGUCGUCUCCGGCCCGAGAGCCCAGCGUCAGCGAGCCCAGCGCCAGCACCAACGGCCCCUACAGCCCUCCACCUCCUCCGGCCCCGAGCUCCAGCUCCACCAGCGCCACCGUGUCCAUCUGGAGCCCGGCCUCCGUCUCUCCGCUCCAGGACCCUCUGUCGGUCUCCAGCACGCCCUGCCUGCAGCGCUCCAGCGCCUACCCCAUGACCUACACCCAGGCCCCGGCCUACGGGCAGAGCUACGCCUCCUCGUCCUACUUCACCGGGCUGGACUGCAGCUCGUAUCUGUCCCCCAUGCACCCGCAGCUGUCGGCCACAGGGGGCGCUCUCAGCCCCAUGAGUGCAGCCCUCGGCCAGUCGCCCGCCUCGCUCUCGUCGCAGGGCUACACCGCCGCCUCACUGGGCUUCAGCGCCGUCGACUGCUUAGACUACAAAGACCAGACGGCGUCCUGGAAGCUGAACUUCAACGCUGCGGACUGUCUGGACUACAAAGACCAGAACUCCUGGAAGUUCCAGGUCCUGUAGAGCGUCCAGAAGAAGCUUCACUGCACUUCUACAAGGUUCAAAAGCAGGGAGGUUUUAUCUGCAAUGCCAGAAAUAUAAAAUUUUUGGUUCCCCAAUGAACCUUUGAGAGUAAAGUGGAAAGAAUCUACUGAUCAGAUUACCUUUUUCCAAGUACCUAAAGUAAUGCAUUACUUUUUAAUUGAAAUAUGCAAGGUACUUUUUCAAAUAAGAGUUACUUUGCUUUCCAUCAGCCUGAGGCUUAUUAACAUCUCUGGUAUGAAAGAUCAUUUAGAGUUGGCAAAAAUAUAAUUUUUGUUACUAAAAAAAAACCAAAUAAGCCCAGCCCAUGAGAAAAAAGUAACUCAAAAGUAAUGCAUUUCCAUACGUGAUGCAAUAUUGUAAUGGAAUACUUCUAAAAGUAACUUUCCCCAACACUCAUAUAACUUGUAAUGGUAUUAAUGCUAAAAAUGGAGAUUGUAUUGGUUUUAAUGGAAACUGUAAAAGUCCCCGACUGGUAAUUUGCUGGCUUGUAUUAGUGGCGUGUUAAAACCACUGAAUACUGAUACAAUUUGGCCCAAAACUCACUACUUACUCAAAAAUAAAGGUCCAGAAUGUGUUUUGUUUGAAGUGAUGACAUAGAAGAACCAAUGUUUUGGUUCCCCAAAGAGCCUUUCAGUGAAGAGUCCUUAAAAUAACCUUUUUUUUUCUUAGUGUGAAGAACAUUUGAAUCAUCUAAAGAACCUCUUAUUAUAAGGAUUAUAUUUUUCUGGACGACAAGGAUAAACGUGGAGCUGAUGGUCCAGAUGGAGAUGUUUCUCACUGUCUUGAUUAUUUCUGAGUAACACUGAAUGAGGUGAAGCUGGUAGAUGAUAGAGAACUGAACACAGCUCAGAUGUUUGGUUCAGUAAAACAGUGAUGUACAUCUCAACACGGUUAGAAGACCAUCAUCAUCUGAACUGCUACAGUCUUGUUGUUCUAGAAGGUGUAUUAUUAGGUUAGAUGAUGUUUCGAAGAUCAGAAUCCCAAAUGUUUGUUGAAAAGCUUCUUCUGAAACUGAAGAACGAAGCUGAGACUCAGAGACUCCAGGAGCAAAGCAUGCUGGGAUGCCACUAUAAGUCACAUGACACGUGAACUCUAGCGCUCACUAGAGCUGAAGAUGUUUUGUUAAUGUUUUAUAUGUUUUCUUAAUUGAUAUGAUGAUUAGAUCAAACAUCUGUUGUUUCUUCUAGAGUUGUUCUUGACCUGUGAAAGGUUCAGUAUUUACCGACGGUGAUUCUGAAGCGUCAGACUGUACUUGAACGAAUCGUGUUGAGUUGCAUGGAGUUGAACAUCUUGACGUUUAGAUGACGUUUGUUUUCUUGUCAAUCUCAGGGCUUUCUCAUGCUUUCCUCGGCUCGUAACGCUCGUCUGUUCAUCAGCGCUCUUUUCUGAUGUGAGAUUGUGUGUUUCUUUGUAAUGUCCUGCUGUUCAUUGUGUUUGCUUUUACAGUCUUGUAGUUUUGAGACUUUUAAUGAAUUAUAAAUAAAUAAUUUCUUUCCAUAAAU